UCUCCGCGUGGAUAUCGCCGCUCCGUGCACCCACCUCCGCUCCCUCCGCUCCGUGCGCCGCCUCUCCGCGUGGACACUGCCGCUCCCCGCCGCCCCGCUCCGCACCAUGACUCUGGAGGAGACCCGCGGCCAGGACACGGUUCCUGAAAGCACAGCCAGGAUGCAGGGCGCCGGGAAGGCGCUGCACGAGCUGCUGCUGUCGGCGCAGCGCCAGGGCUGCCUCACCGCCGGCGUGUACGAGUCCGCCAAGGUCCUCAACGUCGACCCCGACAACGUGACCUUCUGCGUGCUGGCCGCGGACGCGGAAGAUGAGGGCGACGUGGCGCUGCAGAUCCACUUCACGCUGAUCCAGGCCUUCUGCUGCGAGAACCACAUUGACAUCGUGCGCGUGGGCGACCUGCAGCGCCUGGCGGCCAUCGUGGGCGGCGAGGCGGGCGCGCCCGGGGACCUUCACUGCAUCCUCAUCUCCAACCCGCAUGAGGACGCGUGGAAGGACCCCGCGCUGGAGAAGCUCAGCCUGUUCUGCGAGGAGAGCCGCGGCGUGAACGACUGGGUGCCCAGCGUCACCCUCCCCGAGUGAGCGCCUGCGGCGCGGUCUGAUCGAUGCGGAGGCGCCCUCGGAGGGCGGAGGGC
This is a messenger RNA of Pipistrellus kuhlii (Kuhl's pipistrelle), 633 nucleotides long. RefSeq names its product growth arrest and DNA damage inducible gamma (gene GADD45G). Gene Ontology annotation, cellular component: nucleus; cytoplasm. The record is from RefSeq and is a predicted model, not a curated record. The transcript has 4 exons. Lineage: Eukaryota; Metazoa; Chordata; Mammalia; Chiroptera; Vespertilionidae. Gene Ontology annotation, biological process: regulation of cell cycle. Bases 107 to 580 code for a protein of 157 amino acids.